This is a messenger RNA of Hemicordylus capensis (graceful crag lizard), 2088 nucleotides long. RefSeq names its product translocase of inner mitochondrial membrane 9 (gene TIMM9). Lineage: Eukaryota; Metazoa; Chordata; Lepidosauria; Squamata; Cordylidae. The record is from RefSeq and is a predicted model, not a curated record. Bases 1377 to 1646 code for a protein of 89 amino acids. The transcript has 4 exons.
AAGAAAACGGAGAUGUUUGAGAUUAGAGGGUUUCUUUGUGCUGUCGCUGUAUGUGGUGACUAUAGCUUAUGCGGAGGAGAAGCUGGGAGAAGGAAGAAUGGAGGAGUCUCCUUGCCUGAGUGCUGAAUUAGGGUUGCUACGGAACUGCUCCUGUGCACUUAUAGCAGCGUGAUACAGAGAGAACUAAGAGGGGACUUUCAACAGGGAGAAAAAGUCUUGGAGGGAAAGCUUUGCCUUCUCAAAUUUCUGCAUGUUGGGCUGCUGUUUAAACGCAUAGGAGCAAUGUCAGUAAAUUUGAAAAAGGUGGUAACCCGAGAGUGUAGGGGAAGAGUUGGAAGAAAAAGUCAGAAGGGGUCACUAUAGUCGGGCUUCUGGGUUGCCUGCUGUCUUCUAGAGCUGCUGCAUCAGGAAGUGGGGUGGGACGGUGAGGAAAGUAUUAGAAGCAUUCAUUGUGACCUUGGCAGCCCCAAAAGCUCUCCAAACGUCCUUGACUUUUGGGAGGGACCUGCAAGCCAGUGAGGUUUGGACACAGACAAGUGUUAUACCUGGGAGGCCUGAGCUCAAAGCCCAGGCCAGGGAUGGAUACAAUGGAUGGCCUUGAGCAAACUGCAUAUCUUUCAGUUUCAGAUCCUUGUUUAAGAACUUGGUGUAAUCUCACUUCAAACGUCACAUAGCAAAAUAAGUGUAUCUGCCACUACUUGUAACAAAUUGCAGAUAAUGCUGGAACAUGUACCCAUAUCAUAGUUGUGGUUGAGGGGAAAAUGUAUUUGCAUGAGUGUUGUUUUUACACAUAUAUGUAAAUAAUGUAAUGCAUGCAAGGGCUCAUAGUGAUCUAUUGUUCUUGAUCUGCUGUGCAGGAGGAUAAAUGAUAGAAGUGCCAAAGAAAGCAUCUAUAAUCAAGCAGCUGACAAUUACCACCCCACUAUCAUAAACACAAUGUUAUUCUACUAUAUAAUUAAGCAAGGAUGGCCCUUCCUGUUCAUUUGUUAAUUUGGAAAGAGGGUGAAGUGCCUUUUGUCUGCAUGAAGGAGGGAACAUGUUGUUCCCAGAGAGGAGAGCUGGUCUUGUGGUAGGAAGCAUGACUUGUCCCCUUAAGCUAAGCAGGGUCUGCCCUGAUUGCAUAUGAAAGGGAGACUAGAAGUGUGAGCACUGUAAGAUAUUCCCCUCAGGGGAUGGAACUGCUCUGAGCAGAGCAUCUAGGUUCCAAGUUCCCUCCCUGGCUUCUCCAAGAUAGGGCUGAGAGAGAUUCCUGCCUGCACCCUGGGAGAAGCCGCUGCCAGUCUGUGAAGACAAUACUGAGCUAGAUGGACCAAUGGUCUGACUCAGUAUAUAGCAGCUUCCUAUGUUGUGGCCGGAGAUUGACAGAACACUAAAUUAUGGCUGGGCAGAUAUCAGAAUCUGAUCAGAUUAAGCAGUUCAAGGAAUUUCUUGGGACGUACAAUAAACUGACAGAGACCUGCUUCCUGGAUUGCGUGAAAGAUUUCACUAGCCGAGAAGUCAAGCCAGACGAGAUGACGUGCUCAGAGCACUGCUUACAGAAGUACUUAAAAAUGACCCAGAGGAUAUCUAUGAGAUUUCAGGAAUACCAUAUUCAGCAGAACGAAGCUUUGGCUGCCAAAGCGGGACUUCUUGGGCAGCCUCGUUAGAAAGCAAGGGACGGUCUGUAUGAAGGAGUGCCAACGUUGAUUGCAUUGCACAUGAAGGUGUGCUGGUCUCCACUGCUGGUCGGGCAGCAACAUCCACCAGCUUGGAAUAGAACAGCUCAAUUGGACUAUGGAAACCAUCAGGGGCUUCAGCUGGGGUUGGCAGUAGCCAUGGAGCUAACGGAGCCUAUUUCAAGAUUGUCUUUUACUGUGCAGUGGAAUAAUGUUGAUGCCACCUUUUCUGGAGGCCUACAGGCUGGUUCUUCCAGCAACACAGUUGGAGAUGGGGAGGGAGGGAAAACACAUUGUUGUUGCUGUUUUCUUCCACAGUGACUGUUCAUUUUAAAACAGAAGUGUGAUCUCUGAGAAUUAUAUCCAAAAGUGUCAAAAGCAAAGUUUUAUUUUUUAUUUAAUCAAAGUAAAAUAAAUGGAAAUUACGGUUGGA